GAAAGACGGCAACCUAGGUUCCGGAAGCCGGGGAGUUGGAGCUCAGAAGGUCUGCCUGCCAAAGGAUGCUGAGUCCGGAGCGCUUAGCCCUGCCGGACUACGAGUAUCUGGCUCAGCAACAUGUCCUUACGUACAUGGAGGAUGCUGUGUGCCAGCUGCUAGAGAACAAGGAGGAUAUUAGCCAAUAUGGCAUUGCCAGGUUCUUCACUGAAUAUUUUAACAGCGUGUGCCAGGGAACUCAUAUUCUCUUUCGGGAAUUCAGCUUCAUCCAAGCCACACCCCACAAUAGGGCAUCGUUCUUACGGGCCUUCUGGAGAUGCUUCAGAACUGUGGGCAAAAAUGGUGAUUUGCUGACCAUGAAAGAAUAUCACUGUUUACUGCAAUUACUGUGCCCUGACUUCCCGCUGGAGCUCACACAGAAAGCAGCCAGGAUUGUGCUCAUGGAUGAUGCCAUGGACUGCUUGAUGUCUUUUUCAGAUUUCCUUUUUGCCUUCCAGAUCCAGUUUUACUACUCAGAAUUCUUGGAGAGUGUGGCUGCCAUCUAUCAGGACUUGCUGUCUGGCAAGAACCCCAAUACAGUGAUUGUACCAACGUCAUCCAGCGGGCAGCACCGCCAACGACCUGCCUUGGGAGAGGCUAGCAUGCUGGAGGGAGUGGAGGCGUCACUGUUCUACCAGUGCCUGGAGAACCUGUGUGACCGGCACAAGUACAGCUGCCCACCCCCAGCGCUUGUCAAAGAGGUCCUCAGCAAUGUUCAGAGACUGACCUUCUAUGGAUUCCUUGUGGCUCUCUCAAAGCAUCAUGGAAUUAACCAAGCCCUAGGAGCUUUGCCUGACAAGGGGGACCUGAUGCAUGACCCAGCCAUGGAUGAGGAGCUGGAACGUCUGCUGGUCCAGGUCCCAGGCCUGGUCAACUCAGUCAGUGCCAGCCCAGAAGCCAGCUGCCUGCCUUCCCGAACCCCUCCCCGGGUUGCCUCCCCCUGGAGACCCCUCCAUCACUCCCGCAAAGUGGAUGCAGAGAGCGAUGGCUCCACUGAAGAGACAGAUGAGUCUGAGACUUGA
This is a messenger RNA of Trichechus manatus latirostris (Florida manatee), 1061 nucleotides long. It is a transcript of the gene CSTPP1, whose product is annotated as centriolar satellite-associated tubulin polyglutamylase complex regulator 1. The coding region runs from base 66 to 1061 and encodes 331 amino acids. The record is from RefSeq and is a predicted model, not a curated record. The transcript is spliced from 9 exons. NCBI's taxonomy places the organism in Eukaryota, Metazoa, Chordata, Mammalia, Sirenia, Trichechidae.